GCUAGUUUUCAUUCAUAUUGACAGAACUUGCAGAGCCAUAUUUUGAUUAUCUACAAUCAAUACAUAGUCUAUUGAUUCCCAAAUUCUUUGCUACUCCCCUGGACUUCAACUCAAAGAAAAAACAAUCUCAGAAUAACUGAAGACAUCAAAACGUCUUCAAAACUCUCUAGCAACAAUGAAUAGACCAAGCUACAGACUCUCUCGGCUUGAAUGGCUCAACAAAAGAGGCUGGCCAACUUUCAAACACUUCAUGGUUACACAUAAAUACGAUCCAACAAGUGUGGCAGAUUACAUGAAAGCUGAAGAAGUCUUGUGCAAUUACAGAGGCAGCGACCCGCUUGCAGAUAAAGAGCUGCAGAAUUGGGGAGUUGAGGAGAAAGACGACGAGGAGCUGAAGGAUCUGGAGGAUGAAAGGGAAAAUGGCAUGGAUCAAGAACUGGAUGAGGAAUUUGAGAGGCUCCUUUGCGAGGCGAUGGCAGAAGACGAGGAUAUGGAUGAGGAUAUGAAGGAGAAAAAUGACGAUGGAGAUGGUGUCGGAGAGAAGAACGGGAAUAAUGAUCAAGAUAGAGACGAAAUCCUCAAUAUGAUGACCGACGAAAGCGACUGGGAGGACUAUGAAGAAGACGAAGACCCAGCCGGAUUGAGGGAAAGCAAUCUAAAAUGCUAUAUCGAAGUUUGCGACCAAGAAAAACUCGAAAAUAUUUACAGAAUCCGGAAUGAAGACGAAGGAAUCUAUGAGUGGCUUCUGAAGCGCGGAUGGUCUUGCCUUGAAGAAUAUAUGGACUAUCAUACUUUGGACUUCGCGAACGAUGAGGAUGUGGAAAAGGUUGGGGAUAUCAUCAAGAAGUCAAUUAAGGUUGAAGCGGAAAAGAAUCAUGUUGAGACUGAGGAGGACAUUGAAGAUAUAGGUGCGGAAGAUGAUGCAGAAUACGAAAACGAGCAAAGAGCCAUACGAGAAUCACUCAUCAGCGAAGGACUUGGAGAUGGGACAGAAUUUCCACGAAAUGUCAACCCGGCCGAGUUCAACGAAGAACAAACCACAGCGAGUCCUUCUGCGUCAGACAUAGCACAAAGCAUUAGAAAUAAUCGAGAAAUCGACCGCUGGUGUAUGGAGCAAGGAUUUAUAAAUCUGUUCAAUUAUAUCAUUGGGCAUGGGGGAGAUUAUUAUGACGAUGAACUCGUUUCCAUGUUAGGUCGCCAAUUCGAAGAGAUCAUUGAAGAAGGAAACCAGAAUGGGCGGGCGGUGAUGGAAGAGAUUUUCGAGGGACUGACGAUGUGUGAUAACCAAGAUCAAGGAUUGAAAGAAGAUUUCUACGACUGGCCGAUGGCAGAUAACGAGGAAAUGAAUCGACCUGAUAAUGAUGACGAUGAUGGUGAGAUGAUGUAUGGAUAUUUGUGAUGGCCACCAGCGGAAGUAAAGCAUUUUCAAGGUUAGCAUUCUGUAUAAAAUUGGGCUUGGUAUAUAGAUCAAGUGUGAGUAUUAAGUAAUGAAUGGACAAAAGAAGUUGGA
Messenger RNA from Botrytis cinerea B05.10, 1510 nucleotides. RefSeq lists its product as hypothetical. The transcript has a single exon. The record is from RefSeq and is a predicted model, not a curated record. Bases 176 to 1399 code for a protein of 407 amino acids. NCBI's taxonomy places the organism in Eukaryota, Fungi, Ascomycota, Leotiomycetes, Helotiales, Sclerotiniaceae.